Molecule: messenger RNA, 1884 nt
Organism: Setaria italica (foxtail millet)
Lineage: Eukaryota; Viridiplantae; Streptophyta; Magnoliopsida; Poales; Poaceae
Product: isoflavone 3'-hydroxylase
Exons: 2
Coding region: 31-1617 (528 amino acids)
Molecular function (GO): heme binding; iron ion binding; oxidoreductase activity, acting on paired donors, with incorporation or reduction of molecular oxygen
Source: RefSeq, a predicted model, not a curated record
AGUGAACUCCGAGUCUCCGAGCAUCAGAGCAUGCACCUGACCAAAACUAUGGAGAUGAUCUCAAAACCCUUCCUCUUGGCAUCUCUUCUUCCGCUCCUCACAUGGCUACUCUCGCGCUUGCUCUCGGCCUCACACCGCAAGAACAACGCCGGCGGCCAAGGCCGGCGUAGUAUCCCUAGCCCGCCGGCGCUCCCCGUCGUCGGCCACCUCCACCUGCUGAAGAAGCCGCUCCAUCACUCGCUCGCCGCCCUCGCCAAGCGCUACGGCGGGGACGACGCCGGCGCCGGCCUCCUCCUACUAAAGUUCGGCUCCAAGCCGGUCGUCCUCGUCACCUCCCCGGCCGUCGCCGGCGAGUGCUUCACCGCGCACGACGUCGCGCUCGCGGACCGCCCGGGGCUCGCGUCGCGGCGACUGCUCACCGAGGACUGCCCCGCCAUCGCCAUGUGCAACUACGGCCCGCUGUGGCGCCAGCUCCGGCGCCUCGCCACCGUGCACGCGCUGUGCGCGCACCGCCUCGCCGCCACCGCCGCCGUGCGCGACGCCGGGGCACGCGCCAUGGCGGCGAGUCUCUGGCGGCGCGCCGCCGGGGCCGGGGUGGCGGCGGUCCCCGUCCCCGUGAAGGCGGCGGCGUACGAGUUCGUGGUCGACGUCAUCAUGGACGUGGUCGCCGGGGAGCACAUGACGGAGGAGCAGGUGCGGCGGUUCAAGGAGAUGACGGAGGCGGCGUUCGCGGCGGCGGGGGCGGCGAACCGGCACGACUUCCUGCCGGCGCUGCGGCUUCUGGACUUCGGGAGGACGGCGAAGAGGCUCGCCGCGAUCGCCAAGGCGCGCCACAGGUUCGGCCAGAGCCUCAUCGACGACUACCGGCGGCGCCACCCUCGUUUCGCCUCCGAGCUGGAGACACCGAGGACGGUGAUCGGCGACCUGCUCAGGCAGCAGCAAGAGGGGUCGCGGGAGCCGCUCGACGACGUGGUCAUCCGUAGCGUCUGCCUGAGCUUGCUACAAGCAGGGACCGACACGUCCUCCAGCACAGUUGAGUGGGCAAUGGCUCUUCUGCUCAGCAACCUGGGUGUGCUCAAGAAGGCAACCACCGAGAUCCACUCCGUCGUUGGCACAUCCCAACUGAUGAACGAAUCCGACCUCGCCAGACUCCCCUACCUGCGAUGCAUCAUCCUCGAGACCCUCCGGUUGAAACCACUGACCCCAAACCAUGUUCCUCACGAAGCGUCACGCGACUGUGUGAUCGCUGGCCACACCGUCGCGCGUGGGGCAAUGGUGCUAGUCGACGUGUACUCCAUGCAGAGGGAUCCUACGAUGUGGGAGGACCCGGAGAAGUUCAUGCCGGAGAGGUUCAUGGAUGCGGAUGAAGUGGAUGGAGAUGGUGGUAGGUUCAUGAUGCCGUUUGGGUUGGGGCGGCGAAAGUGCCCAGGCGAGGGUCUCGCAUUGAGGACGGUUGGGAUGGCACUGGGGGUAAUGCUACAAUGCUUUGAGUGGAGUUGUGUUGGAGAGGAGGUGGACUUGAGUGAGGGGUCUGGUCUUACCAUGCCCAUGGCUGUGCCUCUUGUUGCUUUGUGCCAACCACGUGCGGAGAUGGAGACGCUGCUCAGGAGUCUCUAGGAAUAAACUAGAGUAGUUCUGUUCAUCUCCAAGACCAUUUCAUGUGCAUGUUUUCAUAAGUCACAUGCGUCUAAUUGUCAGAUUGGAUGUGUAAUUUCAUCAAAUUCUUGGCCUGAUGAACAUACUUUAUAAUAUACUCCCUCCGCUCCUAAAUAAAUGGUGUUUAGGAUCGGGCAAGAAAGGGUGGAGGGAGUAUUUGUAGAUACAAGGGUUCAAAUUGGGGUUUAUGACUUAUGAUGCUCAUGUAUAUAUAUUGCAAUAUUAAGC